Nicotiana attenuata is the source of this 3967-nucleotide messenger RNA. RefSeq names its product inactive glucose-1-phosphate adenylyltransferase small subunit 2, chloroplastic. The record is from RefSeq and is a predicted model, not a curated record. Bases 880 to 2292 code for a protein of 470 amino acids. Gene Ontology annotation, biological process: glycogen biosynthetic process. The transcript has 9 exons. Gene Ontology annotation, molecular function: glucose-1-phosphate adenylyltransferase activity. Lineage: Eukaryota; Viridiplantae; Streptophyta; Magnoliopsida; Solanales; Solanaceae.
AUAAAUAAGGAACUUUUUUUCCCCGGUAAAACGGCGUAGGAUGGCACCUAGAUGGGAAGCCUUGGAGCAACGAUAACGUUGUCUCCGUGUGACUUACAGGUCACGGUUCGAGCCGUGGAAGCAGCCACUAAUGCUUGCAUUUGUGUUGGCCGCCUACAUCACACCCCUUAAGCUGUGGCCAGGGGCGGAGCCAGAAUUUUCAUCAAGGGGUGUCAAAAUAUAAAUAAUUAGAUAUAUCAAAAAGUCAAGGGGAGUCAACGUAUGGUAAAUGUACAUAAAAUAAAAAAACUUAUCUAGCAAUAUAGUGUAAUUUUCCGGCAAAGGGGUGUUGCUUGACACCCCUUUGUUCAAUGUGGCUCCGCCGCUGGCCGUGGCCCUUCCUCGGACCAUGUAUGAAUGUGGAAUGCUUUGUGUACCGGGCUAUCCUUUUUUGUUGUAGGAUGACAUAGAAAUGAAAAAUAAAUGGAGAUGAUAAAAGUAGACUAAUUAUUUGAUUAUGGGCAUUUUUUGUCUAAAAAAGAGACCUAGGAAUAACAUGAUUAUCAUAUGAGAAAGAAAAAGAAAGUUUUUUAAAUUACAUUGUAUAUGUAAAGAGAAGCUUAGAAUCAAAGUUAAACAUAGAACCAUAAAAAAGGGACAAAGAAAACCUUAAUAACAGUCGAAUGUAAUAUGACAGGUUCACUUUAAGCUAACUAAUUGGAGGACAAAAAUAUUCUGAUGUUUUCAUAAACUACAUGUUACACUGUCCAUGAACCAGAAGAAAGCUAAAUAUUCCCUCCUAAACUUCCCCUUCUUAAAUUCCUGUCACAUAAAAGGGAAGAUGAAGCAAAGUAUAGCAAGUAGGGGAUAUAGAGAUUUUGACAUACAAAAUAUUCAGUCAUGUCUCUUCCUACUUGGUUUAAUCUCAAGAUUAAUGCCCCUCAUUAUGUUUACAAGCCUACAUCAAGGCUCAUUCCAGCUUCUGUUCCAUCAAAGUUGAAUCAAUCAUAUACACAACAUUUUGAAUGUCCAAACUCUCUAAUUCCUCCAGCAGAUCAGAAUGUUGCAGCAAUUGUGUUUGGAGAUGGAUCAAAUUCAAGACUUUAUCCAUUGACAAAGAGAAGAUCAGAGUCUGCACUUCCUAUUGCAGGAAACUACAGACUCAUUGAUGCAGUUGUUAGCAACUGCAUCAAUAGUAAUAUAAGGAAGAUAUAUGCACUUACACAAUUUAACUCUGCCUCUCUAAAUACCCACCUUUCAAGAGCUUAUUCGAGUGCACGAAUCGGGAACGAAGCAUUAGUUGAAGUCAUUGCAGCUUAUCAGAGUCCUGAGGGCAAAGGCUGGUUUCAGGGAACUGCUGACGCUAUAAGAAGAUGUUUGUGGGUACUAGAAGAGUACCCGAUCCUCGAGUUUCUACUGCUUCCCGGUUACCAUCUUUACAAAAUGGAUUUCCAGGAACUCUUAGAGGCUCACUGGAGUAACCGAGCUGAUAUAACUGUUGCAGUGUUAAGCAGAACGAGGGAUAACGAUACAGAAUUUGGUACAUUCCAACUAAAUUCUGAAAAUCAAGUCAUUGCAUUCAAAGACAAUCCAGAUAGGAGAGUACAAAAUUCAGAGAAAUUGAAAGACAUUUCUCAUGAUAAUUUUGCAAGCAUGGAUAUUUAUGUUGUUAAUAAAGAUGCUAUGAUAAAGCUUCUGACAGAGUAUCAUCCUUUGGCCAAUGACUUCAGAAGAGAAGUUGUACCAGGUGCAAUUUCCUUAGGAAUGAAUGUAUAUGCACACAAAUUCAGCGGGUACUGGGACGAUAUGAGAAGCAUUGAAGCUUACUAUCGCGCAAAUAUGGAAAGCAUAAAGAAUACAAAUAAGGCAUAUUGCAGCUUGUAUGACAAAGACUCUCCGCUAUACACUUUGCCUCGACACCUACCUCCAACUCAGAUAACUGAUGCUGUUAUAACGGACUCUGUGAUCGGAGAUGGAUGCUUUCUCAAUAGAUGCAAGAUCAGAGGUACAGUUGUUGGCAUGAGGACAAGAGUUGGAGAUGGAGCAAUAAUUGAGGAUUCAGUAAUAAUGGGUUCUGAUACCUACCAAGGCGGUCGCGCAGAGGAGGAUAUCCACAUUCCUAUUGGAAUUGGAGAAGGCUCGCAAAUAAGGAAAGCAAUAAUUGAUAAGAAUGUGAGAAUUGGCAAAAAUGUUAAGAUUUUGAACAAGGAAAAUGUCCAAGAGUGUAAUAAUGAAGCAAAUGGCUACAUUAUUACUGGAGGCAUAGUUGUAAUUAUGAAGGGUGCCAUUAUUCCAAAUGGAAGCAUUAUAUAGUCGCAUUCGCUUUGGACAGAAAAUAUCAUUCUUGAUAGGAAUACAUAGCUGCAGGGAGUCAAAUUGUACACUCACAACUUUUUCUUGAGACAUUUUAGUUCACUUUGGUUAACAGUUCAGAAGGCCGGCGUAACUGAUAAAGUUGCUGCCAAUAUGACGAGGAGGUCACGCGUUCGAGCCGUGGAAACAGUCUCUUGCAGAAAUGCAGGAUAAAAUACUGUAUAUAAUAGACCCUUGUAGUCUAGCCCUUCCCUGGACUCCGUGCAUAACGGGAGCUUAGUGCACCGGACUGUCCUUUUGGUUAAUAGUUCAAAUUUAGAUCAUACAGAAUCAUUCUGUGAUGACUUGAUUUCAUGUGAAGGGGAAUAAAGUUUCCAAAAUCUUGGGAAUCUUUUAAUAAAAAUAUUAGCUUGUUCUUUUUGGUGGAAAAAGCAGCACAUAAAGGUUGUCUUCAGACUUUAUAUAAGAAAGUCAAGCUUAAUGUUUUUUUUUCUAGAAGGAAAAGAAAACAAUUUUGCUAAAGAGAUUGUAUUAUAGCCCCUAAUAGCAGAAAAAAUAUACUUAGGGCUCUAAUGGGAGGUAUAUUGAGAAAAUUAGCAGAUAUAUGAGAGAAAUUAGGAAAGAGGAUUACUGCUGUUGCUUUUGAUUAUCUUUUUCUUUUCAUGAAAAGCAAAAAGCAGAAACAAGAGAAAAGACCCUUGAUGAGAUUCCAACCUUGCAUCACGUGCAAGUGAAGUUAGAAUAUUUAGCACCCCUUUGGACAUAGAUUUUUUUUUUUUUCAAAAAAAAAAAAAUUGAAAAUGUUUUUUGUUCAUAGAAUUUGAUCAAUUUUUGAAAAAAAUUUGACAAGUUCCGAAAAUUGGUUUGUGCUAGCUUUUGGUUGAAAUUUUUUCUUUCGCUCACAAAACUUCUAACUUUUUUCAAGUAAAAUGCAUGUUCAAACACAACUUCUAACUUCUAAAAACUAUUUUCAACAUAACUUUAAAAACUUUUUUUUCACGUUUCAACUAAAUUUAUGUCUAAACACUAACUUAAACUUCACUCUAAAGGUUUUUUGUUAUGUCGAUAUUUAAAAAAGAUAGUAAAUCAUGAAAGUCAUUCUGACAGUUAAUGUACCAUUAUCAGAAGAUUUAUUAAAGAAGAAAGGUUACUUCAUACUUGAGACCUAAAAUAUGAACAACUAUUUUGCAACAAAGAGGGCUACAAAAUGCCAUGGCAGCAGAGCAUCACAUUGAUUAUUUGGCUGUGUAAAUUAAUCGACAGUCCCAUUCUCCUAAUUGGACUUUGAAGUCUUGUCACUGGAUGUACUCUCAAGGUACAAUACUCUUCAAAGUAUAUGUGAAUGCUUAAAUCCAGGGUGUAUUCUGAUUUGCAAACUAUCCGCAAUGUCCAUUUAUAAAUAACUUAUUACAAAAACUGGUCAAUUCAUAAAAUAUUGCUAAUAUUAGCCAAUCAACUAUUUGUAGCAAAAAAGAGGUCAAAUUUUUGCUUUCUUUUGAGUGGGUGUUAUUAGAAUAAAUUGGGUACAUCUUAAGGAGUUUGAAUCUAAGUUUUGAGAUGAUUUGGCAGAGUUUUGAGGUAGUUUGAAUAAAAAUUCGAAAUAGAAGAUGAAACAUGAAAAAAAAUUAUAUGUGUAUCACAUAUGUAUCAUAUUUGCAUCAAAUAUGUAUCACAU